CAGUGUGGUACGAUAAGAUCGGGCAAACUGAGUUGAUAAAUAGGACGGUAUACUGACUCGGAGCAGUAUUUGGUCGCGUGACGCCGAGGCGUGCGCAUCUAACCGAAUCGUUGGCACGGUGAGAGUUCACAUUGGUCAAAAAUCAAUUUUACAUUUGUCGCAUUCAAUUUUUCUGACAAAAUUCGGAUACUAUCGAAAUAUAGUCGAGAGCUUAACAUCGAUAUGUUGAGAAAAUUAUUAAGCAAAUCUGGUCGCAGACUCCUCAGGGCUAUCAAGAAAUUAUCGACGAAAAGUCGGAAAGCGAAAAAGUCACGAAAUUUGAGUUCUUGGCACUCGACCAUACCGGAAUACGAAACGGAAUCUCUUUCAUGGUCUUUAUUAUCUCUGGAUACAAAAAGUAUCGAUACGUUCACAACUUACGUUGCCGAUAAUUCUGAAGACAGCGUUUCGAUGUGUUGUUAUUGCGACGAAUACGAAGAGAAUCAACGGAACGAAAACAUAGAAAACGAAAUGAUGAUCUAACAUUUGACGACAUUACGAUGAAUAUUUCAUCCAUGUAAUUAUUUUUAUCUUUUUUUUUCAAUUGAUACGAUUUCGAGAUAUCACAUCUUAAAAGUAUGUAUCCAUUGUGAAAAGAUCGACAAGAAACAUCGAAGACGUUUGCAAUCCAUUUUAUAAAAUAAUCGAAUGGGUUUAAUUAUUUUUUGAGAUAUAUAUAUAUAUAUAUAUAUUUUCAUAAAGAUUCUUUUGAAAGGAUCAUAAAGAACCACAUUCUUUUAUCGAAUAAGGUACUUUCUUUUAAAUAAUGAUUAAUGCAACGAACCGUUUAAGAGGUUAUAUUUUUUCGCAAUAGGUUAAUGCGUUUUUCAAAAUGAUAUUAUACUAUUAUAAAUAUGCACGUACUUUAAAUUAAGCUUAUUAUAUAGGUAUUUUUAUUUAUGAUAUUGAACUAUUCAUAUGAAAGAUAAAAAAAGGACGAUACACGUAGUUUUAUCAGUUUAACCAAAGAACGAUUACAUGUAUAUUAUGAUUUAUGUAUUAUGUAUAGUUUUUUCGCUUAGUAUUUAUUUAUUUAUCAUCUGAAUUUGACGAAUACUUUAAUCGUUAAAUCACAAGAGAGAAAAGGGGAAAAGUGCAGAAAGAAAAGAAAACGUUUCUCACCUUCUAUUGUUUUAAAAACUAUCGAUGUACGUACGCGUAUGUAUAUACGAAUUAUCUGUCGAUAAUCUGUUACCAACGAGGUGAUUUUAAAAUAUUAAGAUAUUCAUCGUUGAAAAUAUUUUCCGUGUAAAUAUUAUAUUUUCUCACAUAUGAUGUACAUAAAAAUAUCACUUGUUGUAGUAUAGAUUUAAUUUUGAAAAUUUCACUGUUUAAAAAUAACAUAGAAUAUAGUAUUAUAUAUACUAAGUGCAUUGCAACGAAUGCAAGAUAUACAAUUCAAUAUUAUACUCAUACACUUUUCUCACAGUAUUAUUCUCAAAUUGUUCAUAAUUUUUAUAACUAAAAAAUUGAUUAUAUCGAAUUAUUUAUUCGUUUCUUUCGAAAACUAUGAUUUUAGAUAUAUAUAUAUAGGAUUUGUACACGAUAUGUAUAUAAAAAAAUCACGUGAAUUUUAUGUAUAAUUAUUAUGUAUAUAGUUAUACGAUAUGUGCGAUAUGUACAUAGAUAUAACGAGUCUCGAUUCUUUUAAUGUAAGUAUGUUCGAUGAGGCUGUGACUUUUUAACGGAUGCGAAUGUCGUAUAAAUAAAAUAAUUUUCUCGAGGA
Molecule: messenger RNA, 1765 nt
Organism: Apis mellifera (honey bee)
Lineage: Eukaryota; Metazoa; Arthropoda; Insecta; Hymenoptera; Apidae
Exons: 2
Coding region: 223-522 (99 amino acids)
Source: RefSeq, a predicted model, not a curated record